AUGUGGAUCCGCGACAGCGCAGUGCAGCUCUCCAUCUAUUUCCCACGCAUCGCCCAGCGGCCGGCGCUGCGCCGCGUCAUUGAGGGGGCAAUUCGCGCACAAGCCUUCUACAUCCUGCAGGAUCCGUACGCGAAUGCAUUCAGCCAGCGCUGGAGAGACCGAGACGCGGUCGAGGCGGCUCACCGGCGCAUCGGCCGCGGCGGGUGGGUAGCCACGCGAAAUUAUGAGCUCGACAGCGGCGCAUACUUCAUCAACAUGCUUUGGAAUUACUACACAACUCCGGGCCUCUUUGCGGCUGAAAGGUUCUUGAAUGAGACGGUGAUAGUGGAUGCGGUGGCCUUGAUGGUGCGCACAUGGCAGACAGAGCAGCGCCAUGAGGAAGCAUCGUCCUACCGCUACUCGGAGCUGCCGCGUGGCGGAAAGGGGCACCCGUCCGCCUACACUGGCAUGUCCUGGAGCGGCUACCGCCCGAGCGACGACCCGCAGGUGUUCGGCUACAACGUGCCGGUCAACAUGUACGCGGCCGGCGCGCUGCAACGAGCGGUGACGCUGAAUGACCGCGUGUGGCGAUCGGCCGGCCUCGGGGAGCGCGCGGCUCGGCUGGCCGCCGAAAUCCGGCAGGGGAUUGACACGUGGGGCGCAGUGGAAACGCAGGACGGCGUCAGGGUGUACGCCUAUGAGGUGGAUGGCAGAGGGAACAGCCUGGCAGACUUUGACGACCCAAAUGUGCCCUCACUGCUCAGCAUUCCCCUGCUGGGCUACGCGCAUUACAAUGCCAGCAUUUAUGCGGCCACGCGGGCGCGCAUCCUCAGCCGCAAAAAUUCCUGGUACUUUGAGGGCAGCGCACUCCGUGGCCUUGGCUCUCCCCACACCCCUUCUGGUCACGUGUGGCCUCUGGCCAUGGCCGUGCAGGGCCUCACAACAGCAAAUGCGGAGGAGAGGGCGUCCCAGCUGCGGCAGCUGCUGGCCACACAGUGCGGCACAAGGCUCAUGCAUGAGAGCGUCAAUGUCAAUAACCCAAAGGUGUGCACGCGGCCCUGGUUUGAGUGGGCCAACGCGAUGGCUGUUGUGUUCAUAGAGCAUGCGCUCGGCACCAGCUGCGAUGAUUCGGCUGAAGCGCACCGGCGCGGGCAGAUCUCAGAACGCGAGCAGCUGCAGGUAAUGCCCUUUCAAAAACUGCAAUGGCUCCUUCCUUUCAGGCUUUUCAGGAACACACAUAUUGUCUUUAUUUAG
Messenger RNA from Coccomyxa subellipsoidea C-169, 1233 nucleotides. RefSeq lists its product as hypothetical. The record is from RefSeq and is a predicted model, not a curated record. The coding region runs from base 1 to 1233 and encodes 410 amino acids. The transcript is spliced from 7 exons. Gene Ontology annotation, biological process: carbohydrate metabolic process. Lineage: Eukaryota; Viridiplantae; Chlorophyta; Trebouxiophyceae; Coccomyxaceae.